Molecule: messenger RNA, 1173 nt
Organism: Tarenaya hassleriana
Lineage: Eukaryota; Viridiplantae; Streptophyta; Magnoliopsida; Brassicales; Cleomaceae
Product: probable BOI-related E3 ubiquitin-protein ligase 2
Exons: 4
Coding region: 75-1085 (336 amino acids)
Molecular function (GO): ubiquitin-protein transferase activity
Source: RefSeq, a predicted model, not a curated record
AGUUUUCUCUUUUCCCGAUUAUUUUUCCUUUCUCGCUCUCUCCUUCUCUCCUUCUCUCUCUCUCCAGUUUCGCCAUGGCUUUUCGUCACCACAAUUUUCAGCAGAAGCCCCGUGAUUCGAAGAACUUUAGGGACUUGUGUGGGAUCGAUAGCCAGAUUUCACCAGGACUUGGGUUCGAGAGCUCUGCUAAUCUCCAUGAUCAGUCUCAGCAUCCUCCGUAUAUUCCUCCUUUUCAUGUUGCGGGUUUUGCACCGAGCCCUGUUGUGAAAACUGACGGUCCCGAUGGAGCCUCCGACUUACAGUGGAACUACGGAUUUGAACUGAGAAGAAAGAGAAUAAAGGAGCAGGAUUUUUUAGAGAGUAACAGUUCUCAGAUAUCUUCAAUCGACUUUAUGCAAGCUCGGUCUGUUUCGACUGGAUUGGGACUUUCACUUGACAAUGCUCGCAUUGCGUCUUCUGAUAGCUCGGAUUUGUUGUCGCUUGUCGGAGAUGAUAUUGACCGGGAGUUGCAGAGGCAAGAUGCUGAAAUUGGUAGAUUUCUCAAGAUUCAGGGAGACCAACUACGGGAAACGAUACUCGAUAAGAUUCAGACGAGUCAACUUCAAACGGUGUCUCUCAUGGAGGAAAAAGUUCUCGAAAAACUCCGUGAAAAAGAAGACGAAGUGCAAACCAUGAACCGGAAGAACAAGGAGCUCGAGGUACGGAUGGAGCAGCUAACAAUGGAGGCCGGGGCAUGGCAACAACGUGCAAAAUACAACGAGAAUUUGAUCAAUGCCCUCAAGUACAACCUCGAGAACGUGCAUUCUCAGCCCCGAGACAGCAAAGAAGGGUGCGGGGACAGUGAGGUGGACGACACAGCUUCGUGUUUCGGCGGGAAAACCUCGUGGAUAAACAACAGCGACAUUGCGGGAACGGAGGGGUCGAUCUCGGCUCCGAUGAUGUGUAAGUCGUGUGGAGUGAGAGAGGUGUGUAUGUUGUUGUUGCCAUGUAAGCAUCUGUGUCUGUGUAAGGACUGUGAAAGCAGCCUUAGCUUCUGUCCGUUGUGCAAGUCUUCCAAGUUUCUAGGCAUGGAAGUGUACAUGUGAUUUUGUGUUUUUGUGUAACCGUUAUCUGAUUCCUAGUAACAGAACUGAACUCAUGCAUUGUGUUAAUAAUAAUAUUAAUAUUAUUAUC